Fomitopsis serialis is the source of this 438-nucleotide messenger RNA. RefSeq lists its product as uncharacterized. The record is from RefSeq and is a predicted model, not a curated record. The transcript has 4 exons. Gene Ontology annotation, molecular function: orotidine-5'-phosphate decarboxylase activity. NCBI's taxonomy places the organism in Eukaryota, Fungi, Basidiomycota, Agaricomycetes, Polyporales, Fomitopsidaceae. Gene Ontology annotation, biological process: 'de novo' pyrimidine nucleobase biosynthetic process; 'de novo' UMP biosynthetic process. Bases 1 to 438 code for a protein of 145 amino acids. Gene Ontology annotation, cellular component: cytosol.
AUGCGUAAGUGUGGAUGUCACCAAGCAGCCGACUUCCUCAGGAUCAUCGACAUUGUCGGGCCUUACAUCUGUCUGGUCAAGACGCAUAUCGACGUCAUUGAGGAUUUCGAACCUUCUCUGAUAGAUCGCCUGAAAGAGUUGAGCACAAAACACGACUUCCUCAUCUUCGAGGACAGGAAGUUCGCCGACAUCGGGAACACCGUCGCCCUCCAGAUCAUCACCGGCCUCGCCUCCGUCGGCCAGCCGCUCGGGCGGGGGCUGCUCCUCCUCGCCGAGAUGAGCACGAAAGGCAACCUCGCCACUGGCGCAUACACCGCGCAGGCCGUCCAGAUGGCUCGCGCGCACCGCGACUUCGUCAUUGGGUUCAUCGCGAUGCGGCGCAUGGACGGCGUCGCGGCGUCGGCGCGCUCGAUGAGAAUGAGGACUUCCUCGUCUUGA